This is a messenger RNA of Arctia plantaginis, 450 nucleotides long. NCBI's taxonomy places the organism in Eukaryota, Metazoa, Arthropoda, Insecta, Lepidoptera, Erebidae. The record is from the annotation of a GenBank genome assembly.
AUGUAUACUGUUUCCAAAGGACCUAGCAAAAUUGUAGCCAAAACUCGGCGAGGCCUCCCACAGAAUUUAGAAAGAUUGGACUGCCGCAAAGACCACAAUAGAAAGUCUUCAGAAUCUGAGAAAGGAGAAAUAAUUAAUAUGCCCAGGCCAACAUUUCAUUCCAAUGGUAGAAAGACAGUACACCACAGAAUACCGCACCAGGUAAUAACACCACAGCAUGAGGAAAUCAUUAGAUUCAUCAGUGAAACUUGGACCCAAUCUGCCAUUGGAGAGAGUGAACCGUCAUCACCUACAAGUACAACUGAAUCUGAGAGCUCAUCCCCGACUCCUCCAUCGAACCUAUACUACCAUGACGAUGAACCAAGCCCUGUCCUACGUGACUUCGAGCCCUUUGACCUUGAGACGUGGUGGGGCAAACGAUUGUUCCAAAACAUUACUAAAUCCCUUUAA